This is a messenger RNA of Scomber japonicus (chub mackerel), 1945 nucleotides long. RefSeq names its product GRAM domain-containing protein 2B (gene gramd2b). NCBI's taxonomy places the organism in Eukaryota, Metazoa, Chordata, Actinopteri, Scombriformes, Scombridae. The record is from RefSeq and is a predicted model, not a curated record. The transcript has 14 exons. The coding region runs from base 89 to 1399 and encodes 436 amino acids.
AGAGCAGGAGAGGAGAGGAGAGCAGGACCGACGGGUGUUUGAUCGGUUUUAAAAAAAAAAAAAAAGAAAAGAAAAGCUGAGGAGCGUGAUGACAGAGCAGUGUGUGAACCAGCAGACGUCUCAGGAGGAUACCAGGAAGUCUAACAGAGGAGCCACAAAGCAUGAAGAAAGAGAUUAUCACUCAGACGUAGAGAACAUGGCAGAGGAACAACGUCACAGGAACGGGAGGCCGAGCAACGAGCAUCUGCAGGCCGUCGAACCCGAGCAGCACGAGCUCUCCAGCAAGAGGAAGCCGGUUUUAAUCAGGUCAAAGACCUUCGACCACACUCUGCUGACUCAGGUCCAGACCGACUCAGACUCCAAGUUAGAGAGGAAGAAGUCUCACUACAGCCAGCUUUCCAAGAGCAAUUGCCAGUACCAUAAAAUAUUUAAGGAGAUCAGCAAAGAGGAGCAGCUCAGACAAAGUUACCCUUGCGCCCUGCAGAAAGACAUGCUCUACCAGGGCCGAAUGUUUGUCUCGGACCACUGGAUCGGUUUCCACUCCAAAGUGUUUGGCAAAGACACAAAGAUCGCCAUCCCAGUCAUCUCCGUCACUCACAUCAAGAAGACCAAAACUGCCAUCUUGGUGCCAAACGCUCUGGUGAUCUCUACGGCCAACGACCGGUAUGUGUUCGUGUCCUUCCUGUCCAGAGACAACACCUACAAGUUCCUGAUGUCCGUCUGUCUUCAUCUGGAGGAGAAGAGUCCAUGCAGCAGCCCGAUCCCCUCCUCAGCUGAAAACAGCUUCAGGAGUCAGAGGUCUCCUCGAUCGCCCCAUUUUCCUCUGGCCUUCUCAGGUAAUUUCAGUGAUCUGGACGGAGCGGUGAGACAGAGGAGGCAGGAGAUGGAGGAAAGCAGCAGCUCGGAUUCCCAGACGCCCGACUACGACAAGAUAGCAGAGUUCCCUGUGCCUCCGUUCCUGGAUGUGUUGAAGCACACAGACAGCGCUGGACCUCCCGAACAUCCGGAUCAUCAACACAAAGUGAAGAAUCAGAACCAGAACCAGAACCAGCAGAGUCCAGACAACAAGCAGCACGACACACACCACGCAGUGUCAGAGGUUGUGAUCGACGGCAGGACGAUGAAACCAGUUUCUCUCAACACUCUGCUGUUUGUCUAUCUGCUGCUAGUGUGUAUCCUGGUGUUGUCUUCCUGUUAUUUGGCCUUUAAGAUCAUCUCACUGGAACAAAGACUGACGACACUCGGCUCCGUUACAGAGCUCACCCAACAUGAUAGCGACUUCCUGCGAGAGAGCAACGACGUGAACACAGAGCUUUUCUCUGAGCUGCUGUCCAUCAACCUGCUGAAGCUGGAGAAGGUGCAGAAGAACCUGCAGAGGCUGCUAGAAGAAGCUACCUGAUACUGGAAACCAGUAUAGGCACUAAAAACCACUGUGUAUAUAACUAUAAAUAUAUAUACUGUACAUAGAGAAUAUAGUUUAUUAUGCUAGAUGUUACAAACUGUUGAGUACUGUAUUGAAAAUACUUCACACAGCUCAGAUACUGUUGAACAGUCGCUGCCAACCUGUGAUUAAUGAGUCAUUGGCUGAUUUUAGACACAUUUGUAUCAGUAGAGUUUUAUAUUUGUAACGUACUGUACUGUACAUUUUAGUAUUUUCAGGGCUGCAUCAUGUGGUCGGGAGGCAUUAACAGGACUUUUGUCUCUCUGUGAAACAUUUUAACUUCCUGUUUACAGUAUGUGAAGAGAUCAGUGUUGUGUUCUCAGUGUUGGGUUUAUUUUUCUGAUCACUCAGUUUUGAUUGAUCGCAUUGAUCGACUGAAACAGGAAACACUUUCCUGUCUACGUGAUGACAUUAAGCCUAAAACAAUCAGCUCUGGACUUGAUCCUGGUUUUUGUAGAUACUCAACAAAACCUGACAGACGUUUCUUCAUGUUUACAUCAGGCU